Molecule: messenger RNA, 968 nt
Organism: Teleopsis dalmanni
Lineage: Eukaryota; Metazoa; Arthropoda; Insecta; Diptera; Diopsidae
Product: farnesol dehydrogenase-like
Exons: 2
Coding region: 157-900 (247 amino acids)
Source: RefSeq, a predicted model, not a curated record
GAACCGACUGUAAGAGUUCUCAAGCGCUUCGUCCGAUACCAUAAUUAUAAAAAUAAAUCUAGUCGAAAAUUUUACUUGGCCGGUACCGUACGCAAGUGCUAAAAAAUUGUGUGUUCAACUAUCAACUGAAUUAUUUAAAAUAUUAAUUCAGUAAAAAUGGAGCGAUGGGUGAACCGAGUCGCAGUGGUAACUGGUGCCAGUUCAGGUAUUGGUGCGGCUUGCUGUAAGGAUUUAGUAGCCAAGGGCAUGAUUGUAGUUGGCUUGGCACGUCGCCAAGAGCGUAUGGAUGCAUUUAAAAUGAGCUUGCCAGUAGUGCAACAAGUUCGCUUCCAUGCACUCCGAUGUGAUGUUAGUAACGAAGAGGACAUUCAUAAUGCUUUCGAGUGGGUUGAAAAGGAAUUGGGUGGUGUUGAUGUCUUAAUUAAUAAUGCUGGCAUAUUUCGUUCUACAGAAAUUGUGGCUGAAAAUAAUACAGCCGAUUUAAGAGCUACGGUUAAUGUAAAUAUUUUGGGUGUAGCUUUUUGUACUCGUGAAGCAUUCCAAUCGAUGAAGAAACGUGGUGUUGAUGGACAUGUCGUCAUCAUCAACAGUGUAGCAGGACAUCGUGUACCACAUGCACCAGGUUUUAGGUUUAAUAUUUAUCCACCCACUAAGUAUGCUGUAACCGCUAUGACUGAAGUGUUGCGUCAGGAAUUUUUACUCUAUGAAACAAAGAUUAAAAUUACAAGCAUUAGUCCUGGAGCGGUUGAUACUGAAAUUAUACCUGAUGAUUUUAAAUCCAAGUUAGUAAUGUUGCGUUCCGAAGAUAUAUCCGAUGCUGUUGUUUACUGCCUUCAGACUCCACCUACAGUUCAGAUACAUGAAAUGACCAUUCAACCUAUUGGCCAAAUGAUGGCUUAAAUUAAUUGACUUGCAAUAUAUGAAUGAUAAUUAUAGUGGGAACCAAGGAAUAUUUAAUUAAAUAAGUA